Aspergillus thermomutatus is the source of this 1899-nucleotide messenger RNA. RefSeq lists its product as uncharacterized. The record is from RefSeq and is a predicted model, not a curated record. Gene Ontology annotation, biological process: 3-(3-hydroxy)phenylpropionate catabolic process. Gene Ontology annotation, molecular function: FAD binding; 3-(3-hydroxyphenyl)propionate hydroxylase activity. The transcript has 6 exons. NCBI's taxonomy places the organism in Eukaryota, Fungi, Ascomycota, Eurotiomycetes, Eurotiales, Aspergillaceae. The coding region runs from base 1 to 1899 and encodes 632 amino acids.
AUGUCGUCUGACCAGGCAUGGGAGACCACCGAUGUCCUCAUCUGUGGCUGCGGGCCAACAGGAGCUAUGCUCUCCGGCUACCUUGACAGUAUGGCAAUCCGGAAUAUCGUCCUGGAGAAAGAGGCCGAGAUCACGACAGACCCAAGGGGAAUCGUGCUUGACGACGAUGGCAUCCGGUAUUUGCAGGGUCUAGGUCUCUACGAGCAUGUCUAUACAGACAUCGGUUCUUGUAUCGAGAAGGUAUUAUUCCUGCCUGGAGAGCAGCAAAGCUUGGGCACAAAACCCAUCUUCUGCUUUAAUACUGCUUCUUCCGAAGGCUAUACAGGACAUGUCGGUGUCAUCAGUCACAAACAGCCUGCGCUUGAAAAACAUCUUCGUUCCGUCAUCAAGGGAUCUCAGUACUCGCAGUUGAGGAGCAGAUGCACCUUGGAGUCCAUCCGGGAAGAUAAGGACUGGGUAUACGCGACCUACGUGGACCCUGAAGGAACUAAUCGACACAUUCGUGCCCGUUUCCUGGUUGGCGCGGACGGCAAGACGGGCUACGUGCGCAAGCAAUAUUUGGAACCUCAGGGAAUUAAGAUGGACUGGGCCGAACAGGGUCGUUAUGAGGAAACCUGGGUUGCUUUGAACUGGGAAAUCCGCCUGCCAACAAAAGAAACGCACCCGGACUUCCCGCUAUGGAAGAUAGGCUAUUCUUCGGAGGAUGUGUACGAUCUGUUCUUCCCAAAAGACUUCCGCUUUCUCUGCAACCCUCGUCGGCCGGCAGUCUGCGGCCGAUUUGGCCAGAAGAAGGACCGCCUUUGGAGGUUUGAAUUCGUGGUUCAGCAGUGUGAAGAUCCGCAAGAGAUGUCUGAGCCACACAAGAUUCGCGAGAUUGUAUUCCCCUACCUUCGUCAUCCAGGGAGCCGCUAUGGGUUAGACGCGGACGUCGAGUUUCCAACCGAUUGCAUCAAGGUUCUUCGCUCUCGACCAUUUCGCUUUGCGGCAAGGAAGUGCAACAAAUGGGCCUUGGGGCGAGUAAUCCUGUGCGGCGAUGCCGCUCACGUCUUUCCUCCAUUCGGCGGUCAGGGAAUCGCUUCCGGCUUUCGAGAUGCUAUCGCUCUUGCAUGGCGUCUCGCCAUUCUAACUCGGUCCCGCUCGACUCAGCUGGACUACGAGCAGGUACUUGUGGGGUGGUACUCUGAACGCAGCCAGCAAUUCCAAAAGUCACUCAACACAACCUUGCGGAAUGGACAGUUGGUCAACAGCACCAACCCAGUGCAGAACUUCAUCCGAGACUGGGCACUCUGGGUCAUGCAAAUGAUUCCCCCCGUCAAGCAUCAAUUAGAACUCGGACCCCGGAGAGAGGGCCCAGUCAGGUACGUCCACUCGGGUGGUAUGCCGUUUCUGCCCAACCUUCUCGGUGGAAUCUGCUUUCCACAAACGUACUGCACUGAGCUAGUGGAGCUCGGCAAUCGCGUUCGCUUCACCGAUGAUGUGAUCUUUUCCAAAGAGAAGACGAAGCUCUUUCAGAUUGUUGUUUUGCUGGAUGAACCAGGCCAGGCGAUAGCGGCAACUCAAGAGCUGGACGGUAUUGACGGGCUCAGCGAUGGUCACUUGUCUGCCAAAGAGGCCACGCUGCUGGUUCAGGCUAGGAAGUCUCCACCCAACGAUGAGUGCAGCGGACUCGCGGGUCUCUCCCUCUUCCGGAUUGCCACUGCGGAGGAGUUUAAGCAGUCCGACUUGUGCGUGGGACGGCCGGACCCGGACGGCUACAACGACCGUCAAAUCUGGCAUGUUAUGCAGGGGAAGCGAUUUGUGAUUGUGAGGCACGAUCGUUUUGUUUAUGCCGCUUGUGAUAUGCGGGCUGAAUUGGUUGAAGCCGCGAAAAGUUUGAAAGAGUCUCUGCCAUUGCAUUGA